AGUAUAUCUCUCUCUUGUCUUGUUUUGUAGUGUGUGUGUGUGUGUGCGAAAGAAAUGAUGAAAAUGGACGGCUGAGUUUUCCUUUGGCACGUGAAACACUUCAUUAAAAUUUAUUUAGCUUAUUAUCAAAUUCACCGCCAAGCUGGGUGCCAAAACGGUUGAAAGGUUUUUAAGUUUAGCUGACAAUAAUUUCGUGGACGAUGUUAACGAUGACUUGAAAUGUUUUUUGUCAGAACAGAGAGGUGACAGUGUGCUGGUGUUCCCUCCAGUCAGCAACUAUCGCCGGUUUCUAAUACACCAGUGUGUUGAACAACUGGGUCGACCAGAUUUGGCCCACUUUUCUAUAGGAAUCAGUGAUGAAAGAAGGACCGUAGUCUGCUACCGGCACAAUCUAUUGAGUGAUGAAGCCUGUGCACGUCCAACAAUGGGUUUGACUGAACGAGAAGAUGACACCAUAUCAGGUUCCGAGCCGGCGGCGGUGGGAGGUUGCAAGCCGGCGGCGGCGGCGCAGCCGCUGCGCCGCGUGCAGCCUCAGGAAAAGAUCAGAUCUGGACCUACGAAGCCCCGGCGUCCGGAUCGUGCUGUGUACGUGCCGCGGGCACUGCGAUCGACGGAUAACAAUUCCUCCGACGAAAGCAAACCAGAAGUCAAUCAUAGGCGGUCGAGUCAUAGCGCCGAGACACCCAAGUGCCCUAAAUCUCCAGCUCCCAAAGAGAAAAAUCGGGAUUUACCGGGAACUCCACGAAAGUCUCUGGACAAGGCCUUUUGUAACGUAUACACACCGCCUCACCUCAGAAAUCAAAGAUCUCACACAGCGCCCAGUUUAGGCAGCGAAGCGACGGCGAAAGAUACAAACGAAUCUGUGCCUUCAGCUUGCCAAGUGCCAAAUAGUGAUAGUGCAAUAUCGUUUAGUGAUAAUAGUUAUAAUGAAGUAGAAGUAGGUGAGAAUUUUUAUAUAGGAGAUUAUUUUGCUAACGGACAGCUCGGCUUCUAUAGCCCCAAUUAUUAUAGUGAGUACGUCGAUCACGAGUACGCGCAAGAAAACGACUGGGGAACAAAUGAGCCUGACCAAAAAAUGGCUGUAAACGAAGCUAACGAAAGUAAUAUUAUUGAUAACGAUUAUCUAUACAGUAAGGAUGAAGAUGUAGAGCAAAAAGAGUUAAAAAGAGCGUCACAGGAGAUAAAUAGAAGUAGUAAACGUAUUAUAAAACAGAGUUUUCAUUCUGAUGUACUAGUCAUAUCGGACCCUGUAGAAAAUGAGAAACCAGAUAAAAGUGAAAUUGAAAUGCCCGUGGAACGAAGAGAAAAAGAGCCUGAACCGAAGAAGUUAAAGUCCAAAUUGGAGCCUAAGGUUUCGCUGAAGAGGGAAGAGAACGAUUGGGAUGCAGUAUUCGAUGAUAGUGGAGAGUGCUUGGACCCUUCCUUGCUUGAGGAACUGGCAUCUACUGUUGGGAAAGUGCACAUAAGUAAAGCAAAAAAUAGCUACGACCAGUACCAAACUCGGGGCCAGGCGUUGUUUAACGGUCCAUAUGACGAAACGUUUGGCCACGUGGUGGAAGUGUACGAUUUUCCCAGUGAAUUCAAGACGAACGAUUUGCUGUCGGUAUUCAGCGAGUACAAGGAAACGGGAUUCGAGAUCAAGUGGGUGGAUGACACGCAUGCGUUAAUUGUCUUCAGCAGCGCUAAAAUUGCUGCAGAGGUGGUAGCGAGCCAGCGACCGCUUGUGCGGUGUCGGCCGCUCCACGCCGCCACUCUCGAGUCACGGAACAAGGCGAAGAAGUGCGCUGAAUUUCUGCAGCCUUACAGACAGCGGCCGGAGACGUGCACGGCGCUGGCGCGGCGCUUGGUGUCAGGUGCGUUGGGCGUGCGGCUCAGCACCGCGCGCCAGGAACGGGCCGAGGAGCGCCGCCUCAUCACCAUCGCCCGCGGUACCGCCCCUUGUUGUUGAUCACACAGCUGCCGGAGACGUGCACGGCACUGGCGCGGCGCUUGGUGUUUCGCGCGCUGGCCGUGUGGCUAAGUACCGCCCCCUGUUGUUGAUCACACAGCGGCCGGAGACGUGCACGCCGCUGGUGCGGCGCUUGGUGUCGGGUAUGCUUGGCCUGCGGCUCAGCUCCGCGCGCAUAAUAUUUAUAAUAAUACAAAGACAAGCCUGCAUAGUAGCAAUUCUGCAAAAAAAAAAACGUCUACUGCGCAAGUGUAUUUGUCAAUGCUUUUGCUCAAGAUGUUUGUCGUUACCUAUGCCGCACGUUGUUUUUGUACACACUCAGUCAGCGGCUGAACGUGUGCACAUCAUUAUUGGUGCUCGGAUAGAAUUGGGCGUGAUAACCAUUGUCAAAAGGGAAACCUUCUAAUUUUACAAGCGAUGCUUAUUAUUGUAUUUUUUUUAUACAGGGUUAUGAAGUCAAAGUAUUAUUUAAUUUCUAAAUAGCAAGCUACUUUUCUUAGUUCAGCAACGUGUACUCCGAAAAGUAUCGCCUUAAUAAUCUCUGUCUCUAUCUACAAUAAUUAAAGGAUUUCAUUCUACAUGCCAACGUUUUAGGACAGCCUGUAUAAUCAUUAAAUAUGUGAAUAUUCAAGGAAUGAUCAUGAUAAUAAAAGGCAGAAAUAUCCGCAAAAUUAAACUGGACACUUUAAUAAUGUAAUAUAAUACUUUUUUUCAAUUACAAAAACGCCAUGCUUUCUACUGAGCUCUUUCAAAACAAUGCUUCCACUCACUGAUUAGUUUGUAGACCACUAUAGGCCCCGUAGGCGUUGCGUCGUUAUAAUACGACUACGGUUACGAACCGAGUGCGAAGAGGGAAUUACCUGAGUAGACUUCGUAGUAUUUCCCCACGUUGGGCGCCAGCUAGACGGCUAGUGGUUGAAGAUUUUUUUAAAGUUAAAUUUACAGCAAUUUAACACACACCUGAUUUUAAGUGUUAGUGGAGUCCAGUCAACACGAAUGAUAUGGAAGCAUUAUUCUCUAACAAAGGGUGCUAAAACAUGGUUCCAACACACACAACUAAACUUCAACACUAACGCGACACACACAAGAUAAAACAAAAUGCUUUGACAAAUCAAAUAACUGCAAAUGAAUUCGACUAUCCAUUCAUUGGGUAAGAUAAUUUAAAACUAAAAUCCCAAAAAACCCAUGAUCGGCGUGUUGUUCGCAGUUUUUUCGCCCCGUCCACUUGAUCUCAGUUUGCGUGGAACCACUUUUUAGUGCAGUUCGUAUUCCAUAUUAUUUCGAAUUCGUUAAGUAAUCCAGUUGCGAAUGUAGCCAACGCAGUAGGAAAUUUUGCCCCUCCAGCUAAUAGCACUAUGGCGACUUGAACCCAAUCACUAUCCCCGCGGAGCCCUGAAAAUCUUAAUCAAGGACAAAAUGUGUAUCUGUCGACGAGUAAUGCUUUCAGGUUUGUUGUAGUUUAUGUAAGAACUGCAUGACAUAAUUUACAGACUUCCAUGUCUGUUUGCGAACUAAUCAAAGUCGUGAUCUUUAUAACUAUGAUGAUAAGGUUGAACUUUGGCAAUUUAGCACACUUCCAGCUUAAGCGCUUAGCAAUAGUACAUUGUUCACCGAGAGAAAAAGUGAUCGAUUAUUAACUAGGGUGUAGUUUUAGCCAAGGGCCUUAAUACACCCAAGUUAGGAAUAGUACUUUCUUUCGAGGGAUACAUAGUGCUUUAUACUAUACCUACAGGGAAAUAAAAGUCUAAAAGACUUUUAAAUUUUAAUUAAAAAUUCUUUAAUUUGUAUUAAAGUUGUUAUAGUUAUUAAAGUUUUGCACGAGAGCUUUAUAUUAGUUUCUUGAUUUUAAUGGUUAAGGUUCUUAAUGACUGCUUAGGUAGUUUCUUUUUAUUCUAGCGGUGUCAAUAAAUCUUCAUUAUUGGUAAUAUACGCCGUAUCGCGUAGAUAGGAAAAAACAAUUAAAAACACCUAAAAAACUAAAACUUUUUGUUCCCUUUUCAAAAUUAAUUCAGAAAGCAAAUAGUAUACUGUUAAAAAAAUAGAUUACAAAAUCUGCAUUAUCAUAUUUUUCGGAACAUAAUAAUCAAAAACAGCACGUUAACAAUGAAUUUUCAUAGACUUUUCUGCCCGUUCAGCGCGUUAUAAUUUUAUUUCCAUACACUUUUCCAGUCAGCUUAGUAGUACCACAGUAAUGAGGUCCUUUCUGCUUCAUUUUUAAAACAAGACUAAAGCACUUUCCAAGCAGGUGUAGUAUAAAAGAAUAUUUCGUAUGUUUUAAUCAUCACCAGUCUAUUAAUGUUCCCACUGCUGGGGCACAGGCCUUCUCUAUGGAUGGGCCAUGACCAACCACGCGGAACCAGUGCGGGUUGGGGGGUGCUAACGAAUGUAAACGCAGCCGGGACCAACGGCUCAACGUACCUUCCAAAGCACAGAGAAGCUCGAGAUAGUAAAUUUUUGAUCACCCAUCCAAUAACCAACCACUGCGAAAGUUGCUUCACUACAAUAACCGCAAUCGCAACCGAACGAGCUAACCGGCUGCGCCAUCACGCUCCUCUGUUUGUAUGUUUAUUGUUUUGUAAUAUUUAUUAUAAUCGUCGUUAUUACCCUAUUUAUGUUUUACAGGGGCGUAAAAUCUGGCGCCCGGGGCCACUUACGAUAUGCAUUUUGUUGGUCAAGAAAUAUUAAUUUUCCUCUGUUUCCGUAUCAAUAUUAUAAAUGUUUAAGUUUGCAUGUUUGUUACUCAAUCACACGAAAACUACUGAAAGGAUGAAAUGUGGUUUAUGACCUCGAAUGAGAAAAAAAUCAGGUUACUUUGGGAUACUCAAAAACUACAGUUAAAGCGAAAAAGUCGCGGGCGGUAUUCAAUAUAACAAAAAUAAAAAAUGCUGAUUUAUAAUUUGUAUUUGUUUAAUUGAAAUUUUGGAGUAUCCCUUUAAUAUUAAAAUUGAUUAAAAUAAAGCACAAUUAUUUUUACAGAGAAGAAACGUCAAGCGGCCCUACAUAAGGAAGCGGCGUGGGAUGGCUCGCUCGCCAACCAAUCCGUGGCUGACACUUGAGACCAACAUCCUUGGACCCAAGGUAAUGGGAUCCCAACCACCUAGAAAUCCUAACCAGCUCUCAUAUAGUAUAAUGAUAUUUGUCGACACGUUAAUAUAGUUUUAGAUACAUAUAGAUAUUUUUCUAAAUCAAGUAGCCAAUAGAUUACGCUCAAGGGGUUUUCGUUCUUACACACAAGUGUCAUAAAGUUAAGAUUCGCUUAGUUUUAAUUUAGAUUGAGCAACGCCCUUAUGCAAAGCGUGCCUGCCUUAUGAAUACACACCAAUUUAUUAUUAUUGAGUGGUCUUAACCAAAGCUUUCAUUAUGGUAAUUGAAUAAUGUUUAUCAACAAACGUCCAUGACUCCAUACACAAUCGUCACAAAUAGAAAUCACUGAAAUCUUAACCCAUAACGGAAUUAGAAAGCUAAAUCCAGCGGUAUCCUUUAAAGAUACGCAAAAAAUAUUAUUACUAAAAGAUCUCAAGAUAAUUUACACUUCGCAAAAUGACAUAUUUUCUGAACUCUAUCUCAAAAUUAGAUAUAAGCAGGAUUAGUCUCAAAUGACAAAGAAAUAUGGUCUGUUUUUGCCUAAGGCGCGUACUCGCUUUACUUAGAAUAAAGCUGUCUUGUGAUCAUCGGCUACGUUGAGACAUAUACAAUAUUCAUAGUCACUGUUAUUUGUACGAAUAAACACACAAAGAUUUUACAGUACACUAUCAUUAAUUCUAAUGAGAUAUAAUUAUAUUUUUUUUUGACUAAUAGAAUAAACACAAUAGCAUCUAAUAGCUCGAAUAAAUUACAAUCGAUUGCUCAAUUUAUAAUCGAAUUCCUGCGUCAUGUUUCUAAACUUAUUUCUCCGAGUCGAUUCUUUCUGUGUAUGCAUUGUAUUUUUUAUUCUUAGUACUUUAAAUAUAACAAUUUUUUCAAACGACUUACAACAAAAUUUGAUCUGAUUAUUAUAAUGCUGUAUUGUAUAUUUUAUUUUAUAGUAUUCAAAAAGCCAAAUAUUAGUAUUUUAAUAAUAUUAGUUUAUUAUAGUAUUGAUAUUGCUAAUUUUGUGCCUUUAUGUAUCUAGUCUAUGUAAAUCAGAACGGUAAACCUCUUAGCGUUAAAAUUAUUAGAUGAAAUAAUUUCAUAUAAAAAUAAGCGAAUGAUGCGAAAGAUAACACAAACUCUAUUAAAAAAAUAUAUGUAUGAUACUUGAAUUUAUACCAUAAGAAACCACCACCAACAUUAAAUAGUACGUUCAGAGGUCAGGGAAUUGAAACCUUUAACGUUUAGUGUUAUAAAGUUCAAAUUAGUUGACGACUUAUUGUAAUAGUUACAAAAACGUAAUACGUUGAUAUAAAAAGCUAAGAUUUGAUGACUAAGACGUAAAAACCAUUUUAGUGUUAGUGGUGACAUGUGGUUCAAUUGAAGUGUUGUUAUUACGCAGAACUAUUUUCAAAUAUAAAUAAAACGUAUGUAUAAAUCGUGAUUGUACAGAGAGCUACAAAACAAGUUACCAAAAAUUGACAAUUUUUUUCAAUAGAUUGGGAAUCUUAUAUCAAGCGUCAUAAAGCUCAAUAUUAUAUUGAAAAUAUUGAAAGUUUUGGGUAACUAAAGCUGUCUGUACAUGAUUUCAAUACGUUUGAUUUUUUGAAAGUCAUAAUAAUUCAUUCAAGUUCAAAUUCAAUUUGCGCAAGCUUUAAUUGUUAUUUAAGGCAACUUCAGCAUUAUUGAUAUUAACUAUCUCAUUUCAAAUGUUAUGUCUUUUCAACAAGGCUGAGACACUAUAAAUGGAUUUUCAUAAAAUUGUGUCUUUCAAAUUCAAAGACACAAUUUUAUCAUACAAAAAUUUAUCAUACUGCAAUUCAAUCACUAGUGUUUGACAAAAGCUUAUCCUUAUUCAAACUUUGAAUGAGCAUAAGUUUUUGUCAAACUACUAGUCUACUAGUGAUUGAAUUGCAGUAUGAUAAAUUUAUAUAACUAUGUAUUUUUUUCACGUUUAGGUCUUUGACAAAAGCUUAUCCUUAUUCAAACUGAAUGAGGAUAAGUUUUUGUCAAACUACUAGUCUACUAGUGAUUGAAUUGCAGUAUGAUAAAUUUAUAUAACUAUGUAUUUUUUUCACGUUUACUAUUUUACAGAAUAUUAUUGUGUAAAAGCAAAAAAGUUAUCAUCCUUUUAGUAAUUAUGAGAACUGACGACAAAUCAUAAGUAUAUUCAAUUUCCGUGAUUAGUCUAAAUUCACAAAUUUAUAACACUAAGCUUUUUUUUUCUUAGUAUUUUGUAAACGUUACCACUGUUGUUUGUAAGCCAAAGAUCUGGGCUGGGCUUCAAUCAUUGGUCAUUUCAUUAUUCUUUACAGUUAGGAAUCUUUUAAGUGGUUGCAAUAGCAAUUUUAUUACGAAGCACUAAGAGUGACUACAAAGCAAAGUAACCAAUGUAGUAACUAUACGUUUUUAAAAGCUACGUAUUCUAAACACUUAACAGUAUAAUAAACUGUGUAAUACAUAUUAUUACUAAAAUAAAAUAAUUCUUAACAAUAAUAGUCCAGUCGGAAUAGCCAUAAUUUGGACCGACUUCUAUUCUAAGACACCAGCGCUUAGCCAAUUUUUUCCUAGGUAGUAUAGACCCCCACGAAUAUGCCCUCCAUUUGUCCCCGCUAGAACCCGUGUUUUGUAGCCAGGAAAAUUGUUUAAACAAAGAAAAACCGGUUUUUUUGAGUUUUUUUGCUUGUAAACGGGGAUUUUGAAAAUUUUUUUGAAUCAAAGUUGUUCAUUAGCUUGCCCUCUACAAAAUCAGUUCUAUGAAAAAAUAACGUGAGAUUGUUAGUUUAGCAAGAAAUUGCAAUUAUGUCGGUUUUACGUUUGCAACAAUUCAACAUGUUAUAAUAAACAUUUUGAUUUCUAAAGUAGUUUAUCAUGUGGGUAACGCCACUCCCAAGAGAGUCAUGUAAAAUUUAUCGACCUGUGUCGCAAACUUUAGCAACAAUUCUCAAUCUCCGAAAAAAAAGUACUUGCCUGUCCCGUCUUUCCCAGAAGGCGCACAGCGGGAAAAAAAAUUCAGGUGAUUCGAUUCACCAAGAAUUUUGAGGAAUCGAUCGAGUAGAAAAAAAUCGUUAAUAAAAAUGUUCGUUUUUGAACGAUUUAAUUUUUUUUUUAAAAUUGACGUAGAAUAUUUUUUUUUAAACUAAUGUAUUUUUCUCUCUUCAACUCGAAUAUAC
Chilo suppressalis (striped riceborer) is the source of this 8190-nucleotide messenger RNA. NCBI's taxonomy places the organism in Eukaryota, Metazoa, Arthropoda, Insecta, Lepidoptera, Crambidae. The record is from the annotation of a GenBank genome assembly.